This is a messenger RNA of Lepus europaeus (European hare), 3898 nucleotides long. RefSeq names its product histone-lysine N-methyltransferase SETMAR. Gene Ontology annotation, molecular function: histone H3K9 methyltransferase activity; protein binding; zinc ion binding. The record is from RefSeq and is a predicted model, not a curated record. Bases 36 to 1133 code for a protein of 365 amino acids. The transcript is spliced from 3 exons. Lineage: Eukaryota; Metazoa; Chordata; Mammalia; Lagomorpha; Leporidae. Gene Ontology annotation, cellular component: nucleus.
CAGGCCGGCCGAGCGCAGCGCCGACCUGACGGGCGAUGUUCGGGGAAGCGGCGGAGGCGGCAGCGUUGGAGGACGACCGUGCGGCCCCAGCUGAGCCGCUGGAUGUUGCGCGGGGCCUGGAGAACCUGCCGGUGAGCGCGUGGCCCCCGGAGGCGAGGCCGCCGCCCUUCAAGGUGCCAGAGCCCAAGGACUUGGACCACCUUCUGCUGCUUUCCCGGGCCAUAGCAGAGAGCUGGAUUGGAAGUGGAAUAGCUGGGACUGUUCCAUAUUGGAUGCCGGCACUGCAGGCAGCGGCUCUACCCACUACACCACAGCAUUUAUGGAAAACACAAAUGAUGAAAAUACUAUGCGUGGAUUUCAAAUACACUCCUGAUCACGUGGAGGGACCCGGAGCAGACACUGAUCCCGCUCAGGCUGUCUUUCCUGGAUGCACGUGUACCACGGCUCCCUGCCUCCCCGGCACCUGUUCCUGCCUUCGCUGGCAGGAGAACUACGAUGAUCAUUUGCGCCUUAGAGAAACAGGAGCCGAAGCAGACUACGCCACGCCCGUUUUUGAAUGCAACAUCCUGUGCCAGUGCAGUGACCGCUGCAGAAACAGGGUGGUCCAGCGGGGCCUGCAGUUCCACCUCCAGGUGUUCCAGACGGACCUGAAAGGCUGGGGGCUUCGCACCUUGGAGUUCAUACCAAAGGGCAGGUUUGUCUGUGAAUAUGCCGGGGAGAUUUUAGGAUCCUCUGAAGCACAGAGGAGAAUUCACUUACAAACGAUCCAUGACUCCAAUUACAUUCUAGCUGUCAGGGAGCACGUGGCCCAGGGAAAGGUCCUGGCCACGUUUGUGGACCCUACCCACACGGGCAAUGUUGGGCGGUUCCUUAACCAUUCCUGUGCCCCAAACCUGCUGAUGGUUCCUGUCCGAAUUGACUCAAUGGUCCCCAGGUUGGCACUGUUUGCAGCCAAAGACAUUUUACCAGGAGAAGAACUCUGUUACGACUACUCAGGGAGGUUUCUUAAUCAUUCAGAUGGUGAAGACAAAGACAGGCUGGAUAAUGGGAAACUGAGAAAGCCUUGCUACUGUGGGGCCAAAUCGUGUACCGCGUUCCUGCCUUACGACAGCUCGCUGUACUGCCCUGGAUAGGAAAGAGAUUCCGGCCCGCUGGCCGCCCUGUCCUUUGUCAACAAGAAGGAAGCACACAUGGGGCUCCGCCUUGUCUGUGUUCCCCUGGUACAGGCGCCCUCCGUGCAGGGGAGCCGGUGGCCAGCCAGCUUUGCUGCCCAAGUGUAACUAGGCGUGCGGCAGAGAGCACAGAUAGCGCCAUCAGCAUCCUUUCUCCCCUCCUGUAACAGCAUUCCCCGUUUUGCCUGGGUACAUGGAAUACUCACUUCCUAGGUAGAUGUGGCUCAGUGACUCUGCUGGAGCUAACAGGAUAUCAGUAAAAACUGGCAUGUCCUUCAGUGGAGCUACCCCUUCUCCUCUUCUGUGAGCCUGAAUGCAUGCUGAGGGCCAAGGCUACAGCAGUCCUGGAGCACCCCAAGAUCACCCUGGCAAGGGGCUGAGAAUAGCAGAUGAACAAGAUGGAAAGGGAACUGCAUCUCUGGCACCACAGAACAUCCUGUGAGUGUGGCCUGACACCCCUGGACUUCUACAGAUUUGUUUGUUUAUUUGAGAGGCAGAGUCAGAGAGGUCUUCCAUCCACUGGUUCACUCCCCAAAUGGCCAUGAUGGCUGCAGUUGGGCCAAUCCAAAGCCAAGAGCCAGCAGCCUCUUCCAGGUCUCCCACGUGGGCGCAGGGGCCCAAGCACUUGGGCCAUCUUCUACUGCUUUCCCAGGCCAAGACAGAGUGGGAUCGGAAGUGAGGCAGCUGGGAUUCGAACAAGUGCCCAUAUGGGAUGCCAGCACUACAGACGGCAGCUUUACCCAUUACUCCACAGCACCAGUGCCCUCACCCCUGGACUUAGAUGAAUAGUUUCUCCCUUAAGUCAAUACUCUUGAGAGUUUGUUAGCACUCACAUUAAUGUUAAUCAUUAUCCAAGAGAACCUGAAGGUACAUACCUAAACCCUACCUUCUAUUAAGUUAUGAUACUUUUUUCCUAACAAUUUAUUUACUUUUUUGAAAGAAGGAGUGACAUGGAAGGAGGCACAAAGAAAAACAUGUUCCAUCCAUUGGCUCUGUCCCCAAAUGGCUACAAGUACCACUGCUGGGUCAGGCCAAAGCCAGGAGCCACGAGCUACAUCUGGGACUCCCACAUGAGUAGCAGGGACUCAAGCCCUUGGGCCAUCCUCUGCUGCUUUCCCAGAUGCGUUAGCAGGGAGCUGGAUCAGAAGUGGAGCAGCUGGGUGGCAAACCAGUGUGCCACUGUGGAAUUCCGGCAUCCCAUGCAGCAGUGUCACCUCCGUACCACACAGCCCACCCCAGCCUUCUGAUCGGCUUUUUUCAGCAAUAAAAGUGCUACUCUGAUUUCUGCAUCUUAUUUCUCUAAGCAUGGAUCGAGGGGGAAAAAACUACGAUUAAUUAUCACCUGCAUGAAGUCUAAUAAUAUCACCAAUUCAUGUUAAUUUAUUGUCAUCUGCUUGGAAGGCAGAGACUAUGCAAAGAGACAGACAAGGAGAGAGAUUUUCCAUCCCCUGGUUCACCCUGAAAUGUGUGCAACAGCCAUGGUUAAACCAUGCCAAAGCCAUGAGCCCAGAACCCCAGCCAGGUCUCCCACAUGGGUGACAGGGCCCCUGGCAGUUGGGCAAUCAUCUGCUGCCCUCCACAAUGUAUGAGCAGGGAGCUGGACACACGUUAGCUGGGACUGGGACCAGCCCUCCAAUGGAUGUGGGCAUCCCACACAGUGGCUUAACCCACUGCACCACACACCUGCGUCGGCUGUUUGUUCUCAUCCACUCAGCAGCACUAUGUUUGCCUGGCUGCCCAAAGCACAGGUCAUCGAUAAUUUUCCUCCUCCCCACAGCUAGUCAGUCACUGACCAAGUCCCAUAAAGACAUGUCCUGCACAGCCCCUGUAUACGCUUCCCUCCUGCUUCCACUACCUCUCCCCUGCAGCAGCCUGGCCGCCCUCCCAUCUGUGCCCUGCCAUGCAUUCUCCACCUCCCAACCCUUCCAAGACUUCUCAGCACUCCCAGGAAGGUGCCCAAGCUUCUGCAUGGGCCAGACGUCCCUGUGGAAGAAGCUUAAAGCAGCAGGAUGCUCAAGUCUGCCUUCAGGAAGAGGGAGGUGGGGAGAGGUGAGGGAGACAGAAAAUAGGAACGCGUGGUUUCACUUUACAUUGUCCUUACCUUGUUUCUCCAUGGAACAUCUGGAUUCUCCAUCCUGAUGUUACUUUGGGGUAUUUCUGGGGUUUCUUACACUCUUGUUUAUAUGGCUACUAGGUAGAAAAAAAAAGGGGGGGGGGAGGAGCCAGCAAUAUAAUCUAUUUCCUGUCUCAUUUUCCUUCCUCCCACCUCCAUUGGCCACCAGCCAGCGACCCAUCACGGAUCAGCCUGCUGUCCCCUUGUCACUCAUUUUCCUGCAGUCACACUCUCAGAGCUGAACUAGGAAAACACAGGUGACUUCUUGUACCACACAGCCAGCCCCGUUCAGUCCUAUUCCAUGGCCCCUACUUUCUAAGGGCAGCCACUCACAAAGCCACGGCGCUCUCCCCACCUGGCCCAACCCCUUGGCCACUUGAGUCCUCUCUCCCUGUCUUCUGCUCCAUCAAAGCCUUAGUGUAUGGCAGGCAGUCACGAAAAGGAGUCCCACUGGGGUUCCCAUCUGGGACGCCAGGGAGCCCUCCACCAGCGCUUCCACCUGCCCUCACGUUCCAGGAAGUGGUCAGUCUUGGGGUUUUCAUGGUCGUGUUUGCUGGCCAGUCUAGAUUUUUUUCUUUCCUCCCCAGUAACCAACUCACCUGCCCUCUCUCCC